Owenia fusiformis is the source of this 1903-nucleotide messenger RNA. NCBI's taxonomy places the organism in Eukaryota, Metazoa, Annelida, Polychaeta, Sabellida, Oweniidae. The record is from the annotation of a GenBank genome assembly.
AUGCAAUAACAUUGAAAACGUUUCAAACCUUUUUUCCUUGGCUUUUUUUGACCGGAUGUGGAUGAGGCUUCAAUACCAUAUUGGUAUCCAAGACACAAAUUCCACUAUAUUUGGACUUACUAGAAUGGAGAAAAUAGAGCACUGAAUACACUGAGGAGCCUUUGUUAACAUCUUAUAAGCAUGUCACACAACACCAUUCACUGGUUUAGGAAAGGUUUGCGUCUCCAUGACAACCUAGCACUUCUAGAAGGGAUAAGAAACAGUGCAGAAUGGCGGGCAGUGUUUGUCUUAGAUCCUUGGUUUGUGCAGAAUGCUAAAGUUGGACCUAAUCGCUGGCGUUUCCUUAUGCAGUGUCUUGAGGAUCUCAAUAAUAGCCUUAAUAAACUUGGAUCCAGACUAUUUGUUAUCCGUGGCAACCCAAAUGAAGUGUUCCCCAAGCUAUUCAAGAAAUGGGAAAUAACACAGCUUACAUUUGAAGUUGAUACAGAACCAUAUGCCAAACAGCGAGAUCAGACCAUAACAGACCUAGCCAAGAAACACCAGAUUGAUGUCUUACAAAGAGUGUCUCAUACUCUAUAUGAUACCAAACAAAUCAUCAAAAAGAAUGGUGGCUCUGCUCCAGGGACCUAUCAACGUUGCCUCACCGUCAUGUCACAACUUGGUGCCCCACCACAACCAGAACCUACUCUUUCUAAAGAUGACAUUAAAGGCUGCAAACUAUGCAUGGAUGCCUGUGGUUUUACAGCUGAUAUUCCAACCUUAGAAGAACUAAAUGUUAAAGAAAACGACCUUGAAACAUGUUUGUAUGUCGGAGGUGAAAGUGAAGCUCUGAAACGACUAGACAAAUAUAUGACAAGGCAGCAAUGGGUAUGCAACUUUGAGAAACCAAAGACAGAACCUAACAGUAUUAACCCGAGUACAACAGUUCUAAGCCCUUACCUUAAGUUUGGAUGUUUAUCUGCUCGAACGUUCUAUCACAGACUCAAUGAAAUAUAUCGUCAUAAUAAAAAACAUAGUGGUCCCCCUGUUUCACUUGAGGGGCAGCUUUACUGGCGGGAGUUCUUCACAACUGUUGGAUCUGAUACACCUAAUUUUGACAAAAUGGUGGGAAAUCCAAUCUGCCGGCAGAUACCUUGGGACGACAAUACACAGUUUCUUGAGGCUUGGAAACAUGGGAAAACUGGCUACCCUUUCAUUGAUGCAAUUAUGGUUCAAUUACGCAGAGAAGGUUGGAUUCAUCAUCUAGCUAGGCAUGCAGUUGCGUGCUUCCUAACUAGGGGUGAUUUAUGGAUUAGCUGGGAGGAAGGACAAAAGGUGUUUGAGGAGCUGUUAUUGGAUGCUGACUGGAGUUUGAAUGCUGGGAAUUGGAUGUGGUUGUCUGCAAGUGCAUUCUUCCAUCAAUACUUCAGGGUCUACAGCCCUGUCGCAUUUGGCAAGAAAACAGAUAAGAAUGGAGAUUUUAUAAGAAAAUACUUGCCAGUUUUGCAAAACUUCCCAGCACAGUACAUAUAUGAGCCAUGGAAAGCCCCUUUAAAGGUUCAGGAGAAGUUCAAGUGUAUCAUAGGUAAAGACUACCCCAAGCCAAUUGUGGACCAUGAUGUAGUCAGACAAUUGAACAUCAAGAAAAUGGCUGCAGCGUAUGCUAAGAAUAAGGAGGCAAAGGAAGAGUCGCCUAAGAAGAAGAAGCAAAAAGUGAAAUAACUAGUCAGAUGGGAGGGUUGAUAUCUCAGGCUGAUUAUAUACUCAGGAAUCAGGUUUUAUUUCACUGUAAUCGGACAAUGCUUCAAAGGAUUCUGUGUAUAAAUCAAAAUAUUUGAAUCAUCACAUAAAGAAUUUGAAUUGUCAUGUGAAGAAUUUGAAGUGACAUAAAUGACAUAUGAAGAAUUUGAUUUGUCAUAGGAAG